CUCUCAGCUGGGCUCGCGCCGCGUCAACUUCCGGGCGGGUGCCCGACUGCACGGCCUCCGCCGCUCCCCUUCUCUGGCCCCUUUGUGUCCCCGCCGUGUUGAGACUCGGGUCUUGGCACGUUUUCGUCGAGGCGGGGGCCUUCGCAGUGCAGAGAACCUUUUGCUUUUGGCGGGCGCGCGGCCAGCCGGGGGGUUAGAGUGGGGAACGUGCCUGCGCAUGUUGGGAUAGUUUAUUCAAAGCCCCAACUCCACAGGGUGGAGGUUCUGCCAUUAUGAGUCUUUUCAACCUGGACCGUUUUCGCUUUGAAAAAAGAAGUAAGAUUGAUGAAACCCCCGAAGCAACCCCACAACCCUCCCAGCCUGGUCCUUCUUCACCAAUUUCUCUUAGUGCUGAAGAGGAGAAUGCUGAAGGGGAAAUAAGCAGGGCAAGCACACCUGAUUCAGAUAUAACCGAAAAAACAGAAGAUUCUAGUGUUCCAGACUCUCCAGAAAAUGAGAGAAAAGCAAAUAGAUCCUAUUUCACAACUCAAAGAGGAAUACAGUAUAUUGAUUUGUCUUCUGAUAAUGAAGACGUUGUGUCCCCAAAUUGCUCCAGUUCUGUUCAAGAGAAGAAAUUCAGCAAAGAUACAGUGAUUAUAGUUUCUGAGCCAUCCGAAGAUGAAGAUUCCCAAGGCCAUCCCACCAGGACAGGUAGAAAUAAUGACACUGAAGAAUUGGAAGACCUUUCAGAGUUGGAAGAUCUUAAAGAUGCUAAACUUCAAACCUUGAAGGAACUUUUUCCACAAAGAAGUGACAACGAUUUACUUAAGCUGAUUGAAUCAACAAGCACCAUGGAUGGAGCAAUUGCUGCUGCCUUGCUGAUGUUUGGUGAUUCAGGUGGUGGACCCAGGAAAAGAAAAGUAUCUUCUUCAUCAGAAGCCUAUGAGGAGGAUGAAUUUAAUGAUGAUCAAUCUGUAAAAAAGAAAAAGUUGGAUCAUGAAGAGGAAUCAAAUGAGUCUGCAGGAUCAAGCAAUAAUUGGGAAAAGCAAGAAAGUAUUGUAUUGAAAUUACAAAAGGAAUUUCCAAAUUUUGAUAAACAGGAACUAAGAGAAGUACUCAAGGAGCACGAAUGGAUGUACACAGAAGCUUUAGAAUCUUUGAAAGUAUUUGCAGAAGACCAAGAUAACCACUAUGCUUCACAAAAUGAAGUUCCAAAUGGAAAAGAAGUUUCUUCAAAGAGUCAAAGUUAUUCUAAAAUUACAGCUAAAACAAAACUGAAACAGAAAUUUUCUGUGAAACCACAAAAUGGUUUUAACAAGAAACGUAAAAAAAAUGUGUUUAAUCCUAAGAGAGUUAUUGAAGACUCCGAAUAUGAUUCAGGUUCUGAUGUCGGUAGCUCACUUGAUGAGGACUAUAGUAGUGGUGAAGAAGUGAUGGAGGAUGGCUAUAAAGGUAAAAUUCUUCACUUCCUUCAAGAUGCUUCAAUUGGUGAACUUACUUUGAUUCCUCAGUGUUCUCAGAAAAAGGCUCAGAAGAUAACAGAACUCCGGCCCUUUAAUAGUUGGGAAGCUCUGUUCACAAAGAUGUCAAAAACUAAUGGCUUAUCAGAAGAUUUGAUAUGGAACUGUAAGACACUAAUCCAAGAAAGGGAUGUAGUUAUAAAGCUCAUGAACAAAUGUGAAGACAUUUCAAAUAAAUUGACCAAACAAGUAACCAUGCUCACUGGAAAUGGAGGUGGAUGGAACAUAGACCAACCUCCCAUUCUAAACCAAAGUUUGUCACUCAAGCCGUAUCAGAAGGUUGGUUUGAAUUGGCUGGCAUUGGUACAUAAACAUGGACUUAAUGGCAUUUUGGCAGAUGAAAUGGGGCUGGGAAAAACUAUUCAAGCUAUUGCAUUUCUGGCACACCUCUAUCAGGAGGGUAACAAAGGGCCUCAUUUAAUUGUUGUUCCUGCAUCAACAAUAGACAACUGGUUAAGAGAAGUUAAUUUAUGGUGUCCCACUUUAAACGUGCUCUGUUACUAUGGUUCUCAAGAAGAACGUAAACAAAUUAGAUAUAACAUUCAUAGUCGAUAUGAAGAGUAUAAUGUAAUUGUUACCACGUAUAACUGUGCAAUCAGUAGUUCCGAUGACCGUAGCCUGUUUAGACGGCUGAAACUUAAUUAUGCAAUUUUUGAUGAGGGCCAUAUGCUGAAGAAUAUGGGCUCUAUCCGCUACCAGCACCUUAUGACAAUUAACGCAAGUAACCGUUUGCUGCUUACAGGAACACCUGUACAGAAUAAUCUGUUAGAAUUAAUGUCACUGUUGAAUUUUGUUAUGCCACACAUGUUUAGUAGUAGCACCAGUGAAAUAAGAAGAAUGUUUUCUUCUAAGACAAAAUCAGCAGAUGAGCAGAGUAUAUAUGAAAAGGAGAGAAUUGCACAUGCAAAACAAAUUAUAAAGCCGUUUAUUCUCAGAAGAGUAAAAGAAGAGGUUCUCAAGCAGCUACCGCCUAAGAAAGACCAAAUUGAAUUGUGUGCAAUGUCGGAGAAACAGGAACAGCUGUAUUUGGAUCUUUUCAGCAGACUGAAAAAAUCUAUCAAUAACAUGGAAAAAAGCACAGAGAUGUGCAAUGUCAUGAUGCAGUUGAGAAAAAUGGCCAAUCAUCCUUUGUUACAUCGCCAGUAUUACACAGCUGAGAAACUAAGGGAAAUGUCUCAGCUUAUGCUAAAGGAACCUACACAUUGUGAGGCUAACCCUGACCUGAUCUUUGAAGAUAUGGAAGUUAUGACAGACUUUGAACUACAUGUGCUUUGUAAACAGUAUCGACACAUUAAUAACUUUCAGUUAGACAUGGAUUUGAUUUUAGAUUCUGGAAAAUUCCGAGUUUUAGGAUGCAUCUUGUCUGAAUUGAAACAGAAGGGUAAUAGAGUUGUAUUAUUUAGCCAAUUCACCAUGAUGCUGGAUAUUUUAGAAGUUCUCUUAAAACAUCAUCAGCAUAGGUAUCUCAGAUUAGAUGGAAAGACUCAAAUUUCUGAAAGGAUUCAUCUAAUUGAUGAGUUUAAUACCGAUAUGGAUAUCUUUGUGUUUCUGCUGUCAACAAAAGCUGGUGGACUAGGGAUAAAUCUGACCUCAGCAAAUGUGGUUAUACUUCAUGAUAUUGAUUGUAAUCCUUACAAUGACAAACAAGCAGAAGAUCGAUGUCAUAGAGUAGGCCAGACUAAGGAAGUACUAGUUAUAAAAUUAAUAAGCCAAGGGACAAUUGAAGAAUCCAUGCUGAAAAUUAACCAACAAAAAUUGAAACUGGAACAAGAUAUGACCACAGUAGAUGAAGGUGAUGAAGGGAGUAUGCCAGCAGAUAUAGCAACAUUAUUAAAAACUUCAAUGGGCCUGUGAAAUUGUAAAUUCCUAAUCCAUGAGGAAAUAUCAACUUGGUGCACUCAAGGACAUUUUCAUUAUGAUGACCAUGGGGUUUAUGAGCAUUUAUAACUUUUUAUAAUUUCCAUAUUGCAUUUCUCAUAGAAUGGACAACUUUUUGCCACUAACUGAAUUCUUCGGAUGCUUACACAUGAAAUUUCCCAAAAAGCCACAAAUACAUAGUCCUUAGAUGUUGAAUAAUCAUUUUACAAAACCGUUUUCUGAAUGGGGAUUAGUUGGUGAUUGUUUGUAACAAAUAUGCUAAUACUUUAGAAAUGUCAGUAUUUUUGUAAUUAUUUCUACCUCCAAAUAUAUAUAUAUUGUCUGUCACUGGAUAAUGUGUGUAGAUUUUUACAUGUGCCUUAUUUGACAAUGCUUUUGUCUUAUUUUUGCCUGUCUCAUUUGAGGGUUUUUUUUUAAUUAUGUUUAAUAUUACAGCUGUAUAGCUUUAGUUUUAUUGCUAUUUGAAGCAGAUGUUCACCACUGUCAGCAAGAACUCAACCUGAAUUUAAAGGUGGCAAUCCAUAUACUAACAUCCCCCAGGUCCUCUCAAGUAUUUUUGUUAAAGUAAAUUGUUUGGCUAGGCACUAAGUUGUUUUCUCCAGUAUGUAGUAACUGAAGAAGCCCUUAUCUUGCUCCAUGGAUUAAUUCCUUCUGUUCAUUUUCCACCUGCACUUACUGUGCUUAUUAGUCUGCCUAUUUGCUUCUUGUGCAUGUUUUCAUUGAUUUCCCUCUCUUGGCUUUUGCUUCUCUUAAAACUGUUGCCCAGUCACUUCUGCUCCAAUUCUCUCUAAAUAAUAGCUUAUUUCUGUCACUUUUCCAUGCAUCAGCAAAAUGUCAGUGACAUUUUUCUAGCUUGGCAGAGCAGAUAAAGCUGUUUUAGCACAGACUGAAUGUGACUUCAUAUUAAGGCAGCAUUAGGUACUGCAUGGAAAUAGGUCAUUAACUAUGAACCCUUAUCGAAAUAUAAUUUACCCAUUUCCAGAAUUUCCAGUACAGGACCUCCUGAAGAGAGAGCCAUUGUUCAAUUCCAAUUCAGUGUGGGUGACAAAGUGAAAUUUAGACAUUGUCUAUUUGAUAUUUAACUCCUUUUAAGUCUUUCUUUACAUUUUUGCCUGUCAGUCUAUAUUGCUGUUUUUAUUAUACAUCCGUUUCUUUGUAUAACUUGUGAGUUCAUGUGUUUUGUUUUUAUUCUAUAAAUAUCAUUAUAAAUAAACUUAUUUAUAAAUCAAAAAA
Messenger RNA from Elephantulus edwardii (Cape elephant shrew), 4610 nucleotides. It is a transcript of the gene SMARCAD1, whose product is annotated as SWI/SNF-related, matrix-associated actin-dependent regulator of chromatin, subfamily a, containing DEAD/H box 1. Bases 273 to 3353 code for a protein of 1026 amino acids. Gene Ontology annotation, molecular function: ATP binding; ATP-dependent chromatin remodeler activity; DNA binding. Gene Ontology annotation, cellular component: nucleus. The record is from RefSeq and is a predicted model, not a curated record. NCBI's taxonomy places the organism in Eukaryota, Metazoa, Chordata, Mammalia, Macroscelidea, Macroscelididae. The transcript is spliced from 24 exons.